AUGGGCAGAUCGCGACGAGCUGGACGCAAAGUCCAGCUCAGGCGAAUAGCACGAGCAUACGCUACUCCUGGGGUCUUCGAUCCCAGGAUUUUCGAUAGCCCUUUAGAGCCUGCGAAACCCUCGCUCCCACCCCCUCCCCCUUAUCCGCAACCCCUGAUCAGGCUAAGCCUACCCCCACCUCUACCAGGAGCCGGGAACCCGGGCCCAGUCGAGAGACCACCCCCCCUCACCCGUCCACAACCCCCGGAUCCUUGCCCCGUCCGGACUUGGGCACCGCGUCCACCCGUCACGCCAGCGCCCAGAGCUCCUAAGGGGGCACUUGGAGCGGCACCUCGGCCUCCAUCAACGGGAUUGGAGAAGAGGACCCCACCAGGACUGAAGGCCCCCAAGGCACAGCCCGCCCUGAUGAGGACGAGGCCCUGCAUCGUCCGCAUAGAGGCCCUCCCGCAGAGGGUCCGAAUUGUGAAACGGAACAAGAAACCACUGCGAGAGACCAAGGACCUGCCCUCUCUGGGCUAG
Vollenhovia emeryi is the source of this 519-nucleotide messenger RNA. Its product is annotated as proline-rich protein 12-like. The record is from RefSeq and is a predicted model, not a curated record. The transcript has a single exon. Lineage: Eukaryota; Metazoa; Arthropoda; Insecta; Hymenoptera; Formicidae. The coding region runs from base 1 to 519 and encodes 172 amino acids.